Molecule: messenger RNA, 345 nt
Organism: Nestor notabilis (Kea)
Lineage: Eukaryota; Metazoa; Chordata; Aves; Psittaciformes; Psittacidae
Product: Sjoegren syndrome nuclear autoantigen 1 homolog
Exons: 1
Coding region: 1-345 (114 amino acids)
Cellular component (GO): centrosome; ciliary basal body
Source: RefSeq, a predicted model, not a curated record
AUGACUCAGCAGGGAGCUGUUCUUCAGGGUUACAAUAAUGAACUCGUGAAAUGCAUUGAAGAUUUGUGUAUGCAAAAAGAAGAACUGAACAAGCAAAUCCAGCAAGCAGAAGAGGAAAAAAAUAAACUCCAGCAUGAAAUCCACGUCCUGAGUGAACAAUUGGAGUGUGUAUGUGAAAAUCUGGCCCAAAAGGUAGCUUCACGGAAUGAGCUUGAUAAAAUUCUUGCUGAAACUGAAGCUGCUUACAUGAAGAUUUUGGACAGUUCUAGAACUUUACUUAAUGUCCUGAAGAAGGAGGUGGGAAGCUUAAAGCACACACCAGAACUGAAAACCACUGUAACGUGA